This is a messenger RNA of Coregonus clupeaformis (lake whitefish), 3390 nucleotides long. Its product is annotated as cAMP-specific 3',5'-cyclic phosphodiesterase 4D-like. The record is from RefSeq and is a predicted model, not a curated record. Gene Ontology annotation, cellular component: cytosol; perinuclear region of cytoplasm; nucleus. The transcript is spliced from 14 exons. Gene Ontology annotation, biological process: signal transduction. Gene Ontology annotation, molecular function: 3',5'-cyclic-AMP phosphodiesterase activity. Bases 12 to 2255 code for a protein of 747 amino acids. NCBI's taxonomy places the organism in Eukaryota, Metazoa, Chordata, Actinopteri, Salmoniformes, Salmonidae.
CAGUCUCCUGUAUGGAAACCUUUCUGGUCCGGAGGCUGUCCUGUCGCACCGUCCAGCUGCCCCCUCUGGCCUUCAGGCAGGCUGAGCAGUACUACUGCAACCAUAAACCUGAACCAGACACGGUCACAAUCCCACCACGACCGACCACACUGCCCCUACGUACCCCGCCACUCAUUGCCAUCACCUCAGCUGACACCAGCAGUUUCGAUGUGGACAACGGCACAUCAUCGGGGCGUAGCCCGCUGGACCCCAUGGCCAGCCCGGGGUCUGGGCUCAUACUGCAGGGCAAUUUUGUCCACAGUCAGCGGAGAGAGUCCUUCCUCUACCGCUCCGACUCGGACUACGACCUGUCGCCCAAGUCCAUGUCCAGAAACUCCUCCAUCGCCAGCGACAUACAUGGCGACGAUAUGAUUGUAACACCAUUUGCACAGGUUCUAGCCAGUCUAAGAACUGUACGGAAUAAUUUUGCUGCAUUAACCAAUUGUUCACAAGACAGAGCGUCCAACAAGAGAUCACCUAUGUGUAAUCCACCUCCCAUCACCAAGACCUCAUUCACAGAGGAGGCCUACCAGAAACUGGCCACUGAGACGCUGGAGGAGCUGGACUGGUGCCUGGACCAGCUGGAGACCCUACAGACCAGACACUCAGUCGGCGAGAUGGCCUCCAACAAGUUCAAGAGAAUGUUGAACAGGGAGCUCAGCCACCUGUCGGAGAUGAGCCGCUCGGGGAACCAGGUGUCAGAGUUCAUAUCCAGCACCUUCCUGGACAAGCAGCACGAGGUGGAGAUGCCAACUCCGCAGACGCAGAAGGAGAAGGAAGACAAGAAGAACAGGCCCAUGUGUCAGAUCAGUGGGGUGAAGAAACUUCAGCACAGCUCCAGCCUCACCAACUCUAGCAUACCCCGCUUUGGAGUCAAGACAGAGACAGAGGACGAACUGGCUAAGGAGCUGGAGGAUGUAAAUAAAUGGGGCCUUAAUGUUUUCAAAGUCACUGAGUUCUCUGGGAACAGGCCACUGACGGUCAUGAUGCACACUAUAUUCCAGGAGAGAGACUUGUUAAAAACGUUCAAAAUUCCACUCGACACCUUUAUAACCUACCUGAUGACCUUAGAAGACCAUUACCAUGGCGAUGUGGCCUACCACAACAACAUCCAUGCUGCUGAUGUCACCCAGUCCACUCACGUGCUGCUAUCCACCCCUGCUCUAGAGGCUGUGUUCACCGACCUGGAGAUCCUAGCUGCCAUAUUCGCCAGUGCUAUUCAUGACGUUGACCACCCUGGAGUCUCCAACCAGUUCCUCAUCAAUACUAACUCAGAGCUGGCCCUCAUGUACAAUGACUCGUCAGUCCUGGAGAACCACCACCUGGCUGUGGGCUUCAAGUUGCUUCAGGAAGAGAACUGUGACAUCUUCCAGAACCUGACCAAAAAACAACGACAAUCACUGCGCAAGAUGGUCAUCGACAUUGUCCUAGCGACUGACAUGUCCAAACACAUGAACCUGCUGGCUGACCUAAAGACCAUGGUGGAGACCAAGAAGGUAACCAGCUCUGGAGUUCUACUCCUGGACAACUACUCUGACAGGAUACAGGUGCUGCAGAACAUGGUGCACUGUGCAGACCUGAGUAACCCCACCAAGCCCCUGCAGCUGUACCGCCAGUGGACCGACCGCAUCAUGGAAGAGUUCUUCACCCAGGGGGACAGGGAGAGGGAGAGAGGCAUGGAGAUCAGCCCUAUGUGUGACAAACACAAUGCCUCUGUCGAGAAGAGCCAGGUAGGCUUCAUAGACUACAUCGUCCACCCUCUAUGGGAAACAUGGGCAGAUCUGGUGCACCCUGACGCCCAGGACAUCCUGGACACUCUGGAGGACAACAGGGAGUGGUACCAGAGCACCAUACCCCAGAGCCCCUCACCUACCCUGGACGAGCCUGAGGACAUCAGCCGCCCCCCUGGAGGGGACAAGUUCCAGUUUGAACUCACCCUGGAGGAGGACGGGGAGUCGGACACGGAGAAGGACAGUGGCAGCCAACCCGAGGAGGAGGAUGAAGAAGAGGAGAACAGUUGUAGUGACUCAAAAACACUCUGUACGCAGGACUCUGAGUCGACAGAGAUACCACUGGACGAACAGGUAGGGGAGGAUGAGGAAGAGGAGGUGGAAGUGGAAGGAGAGUCCUCUUCAUCGCAACAAUGUGUAGUGGAAGAGGAUGAGGAGGGGGAGGAUGAUGAGAAGAAGGGAGAGGAGAAACCAGCCGAUACAUAGCAGUGUAUGGACGGCAACUGAACUGUUCUUCUUAGUAACCAGAGAUUAUUAUUUAUAGAGUAUUUGGGGGUUUUGUGGAGUGUCUGUCAGUUUAAAAUAUAUAUAUGUCUAUGUUUAUGGUUCCAAAGCGCACGCUGCUCUCCACCCCUUGGUCACUCCUCUCUCCUCAUCCUAUUGGUCAGCUUCUUAGACACGCCCACUGGUACUUCUACAAGUUUUUUGCACUCAGGAAAACACUUUUCCAUUCACGUUUGUACUGAAGUUGUCUGUGUGUUAUUUCACUUUAAAACCCAGUCCUAGUGUGUUGAAGUUACAUUAAGGAUUUUGAUCAGCCGUUUAGAGUGUGUUUAAUACUGUUUAUAUACAGUAUAGCUCCUCCUUUCAGACUUGCCUGACUGAUGGCAGUGGUUCUGUGUAUUAUUAAGUGCCCGUUCUGCAGAAGUCGCUAUAGUAUAUUUUUUUCUUAGUACUCCUCAGCAAAGCGAGUGAAGCAAUGUGCUACUUGCUGUGUGGUCUGGAUGAAUGAAAGCCGAACAGGACACGUCACCAUGGAGAGUGGAGCUGCAGCACAUGGAGAGAAAUGCAUUGUGGGAAUUUAUCAAUACACUUUUCUGAAGUUUAAGUCUUCCUUGAAAACCUGACUGAAAAAAAGGCUAAGAUCUUACAGCGCUAAUGCUGGGUUUGACCUCUACAGUUUUUGUAUCAUACCGUACGUAACAUGGAGAUAUUUUUUAAGUUUUACUUUUGCUAUCCUAGGUUUUACUUUUGUUAACAAAGAGAUAAAGAGAACUGACUUGAAAGUCAAGUGAAAUCUGUUGAGGAGAAAUAGCUUGUCUGCCACUGCUUUUCUGUGUGUAAAAGGGUCAUUUUCCAGUUAUUGUAUUGGGGAAUAUUUGCACUUCUUUAAAUAUAUCCAACCUGGCCUCAGGGCAAUUCGUAGCAUUUGGGACAUACAUUUGCUCCUUUCAUUUAGUAUGAUAUGUUACAUUACAAAUGGAAUAGUGGUUGUACAAUAUUAUACGAAUUGGAGGAUAUAUAGUAUCAUAAGUCUUACCUGGUCGAACAAUAUCAUAUGAAUUGAAUGACGUAACUUAUCAUACACUACCAGUCAAAUGUUUUAGAACACCUACUCAUU